GAGCAGGAUGUCAACCAUCGCCUUAGACCACCGAAGAAGAAAAAGACCAAUGUUGUCUUCCGCCGCUGCGAUUCACGUGGUAGAAGAACAGCGUGAGAGCUCCCGUCUCUGUCAGGAGGACGAACUAAGUCGCCAACAUGACACAACUGGACAAUGUGGUAAAGCCAAAGUCAAAGCGCUCCAAGCGCUUCUUAGACAGCAGGGCGCCCAAGCUGAGUGAGGACCUGAAGAGUGCCAUGAUCAUGAAAGGAGGGAACACCAGCCUGACCGUAACCCAGGCCCUCAAGGACCUGUAUUCCCUGAAGAAGCCCAAUGCUGUGCUGUACAAGAAAAAGAACAUUACUCGGCCGUUUGAGGACUCAACAUCGCUGGAAUUUUUCUCCAAGAAGACAGACUCCUCUCUGUUUCUGUUUGGCUCUCACAACAAGAAACGGCCCAACAACCUCAUAUUUGGUCGUCUCUUUGACUUCCAUGUGCUGGAUAUGAUUGAACUUGGGAUUGAGAAGUACGUGUCGCUGAGUGAUAUCAAGGCAAGUAAAUGUCCCGAGGGCACUAAACCCAUGCUUGUGUUUGCGGGAGAAGCCUUCGAUAUAGACAAUGAGCACAAACGUCUCAAGAGUUUGCUCAUAGACUUCUUCAGAGGCCCCACUGUGCCUGCAGUGCGUCUGGCAGGUUUGGAGCAUGUUCUUAACUUCACUGCCCUGGAUGGGAAAAUAUUCAUGCGCAGCUAUAGGUGUUUGCUGAAGAAGUCUGGAUGCAGGACACCACGGAUAGAGCUGGAAGAGAUUGGGCCGUCGUUUGACUUAGUCUUGAGAAGAACACAUCUGGCUUCAGACGACUUGUACAAGUUGGCCCAUAGACAGCCUAAGGCCCUGAAGCCCAAGAAGAAGAAGAACAUUUCCCAUGACGCCUUUGGUACCAAGUUAGGCCGGGUACACAUGCAGAAGCAGGAUCUGUCCAAGCUGCAUACGCGCAAGAUGAAGGGCCUGAGGAAGAGGAGGGGAGCGGUGGUGGACGGAGAGCAGGGUGGACAGGAACCCAAAGUGGCUAAAGUAGAGAGCUGAUGUCCGGGAUGGGACAACUGGACUGCUUCCUCCCCCCGUGCAUGUAGAUCAGUGUCCAGUACUGGACAGUCGCCUUGUUCAUCGCACCGCCCAUGUGCUUAUCAUUGCAGGCUUUUACUGUUGUAAGGACUGUGCAUGUGACUUGGCAUCAGGAUACACUUCUAUUGUACCCUUUCUUUCCUUUGCCCCUGCAGUAUGAAGAUAGUAAAUGAUAUCUUCUGAAUUAUCUGCAUAUGUGUAAAACUCACAUGUCACUAUCAGGAAAUAAAACUUGUCAAUACA
Scophthalmus maximus (turbot) is the source of this 1346-nucleotide messenger RNA. RefSeq names its product ribosome production factor 2 homolog (gene rpf2). Gene Ontology annotation, biological process: maturation of LSU-rRNA from tricistronic rRNA transcript (SSU-rRNA, 5.8S rRNA, LSU-rRNA); ribosomal large subunit assembly. The transcript is spliced from 10 exons. Gene Ontology annotation, molecular function: rRNA binding. The record is from RefSeq and is a predicted model, not a curated record. NCBI's taxonomy places the organism in Eukaryota, Metazoa, Chordata, Actinopteri, Pleuronectiformes, Scophthalmidae. Gene Ontology annotation, cellular component: nucleolus. The coding region runs from base 138 to 1064 and encodes 308 amino acids.